AUGAACCAGAGCAGCACACUCAAAGCGGUAUUUUUUUUUCCCUACGCCAUCAAAUAUAAAGCGGCCAGUUUCUUCAUCGUACCCAGCAAACGCCUGUACAGAUUAACCCGAUUCCGGAGAGCUCUUGUGUAUAAAUCUAAUCUCUACAACAAACUGCCGGCUCCUUGUGAGCAAGGCCAUGCCUCCUCCUUCUCUCAGGUCAUUCAUAUCCCUCCAGGUUGCAUCAUCCUGAGAGUAACUUCAUGGGCCCUUGAAGCUCCCAUCAGCCAGCCAGUUCAGGUUGACCUUGACCCAUUUCCUCCAGCAGGCACCCCACCCCUGAGCCACCAUAAGGCCGCCAUUGUUCUGACGCUGCAGUCACAGUCCUCCAGCCCUGGUGGAGAGGAGGCAAGAGAUUGGAAUACCAGUGGGGGGUUUCUGAGCAUCGAUCCCACGGGCCCAGCCUGGGAGAGCACCUUCACGCCAAGGAAUGCAAGUGACCAGCCCUUUCUGCAAACCCCCAACGUGCAGACCGUGAUCAUGGCCUCGCUGAGCCUCACAUUUGCCCUAGGUGGGCUGGCAGGAAACAUGAUCGUGCUCUGGUUCCUGGGCUUCCGCAUGCGGAGGAACGCCUUCUCCGUCUACAUCCUCAACCUGGCAGGAGCCGACUUCCUCUACCUCUUCUUCCAGACGGUAUAUUCCCUGGAGCAACUCGUCACCUUCCACUCCACGCCCCUCAAGAUCCCCAGCUUCUUCACCACCGUGUGGACCUUCGCCUACAUCGCGAGCCUGAGCAUUCUCAGUGCCAUUAGCCUGGAGCGCUGCCUGUCGGCCCUGUGUCCCAUCUGGUACCGCUGCCACCGCCCAAAACACACGUCAGCUGUGAUGUGCGCCCUGCUCUGGGCCCUGUCUCUGCUGCUCAGCAUCCUGGAGGGGCUGUACUGUGGCUUCCUGUUUCUGGAUUUGGACCAUGGUUGGUGUCGGGCAUUUGACUUCAUCACCGCCACCUGGCUCAUCUUCUUAUUUGUGCUUCUCUCUGGCUCCAGCCUGGCCCUGCUGACCAGACUGCUGUGCGGCUCCCAGCGGGUGCCACUGACCAGGCUGUACAUGACCGUGGUCCUUACGGUACUGGCCUUCCUCCUCUGCGGCCUGCCCUUUGGCAUUCACUGGUUCCUCUUAUUUUGGAUUCAGACGAGGUCUCAUGUCAUCCUCCAGCAUCUUUAUCUGGUUGCGCUUGUCCUGUCCUGUGUCAACAGCUGUGCCAACCCCAUCAUUUACUUCUUCGUUGGCUCCUUUAGACAGCGGUGGCCACGGCGACAGAAGACCCUCAAGAUGGUCCUCCAGCGGGCUCUGCAGGACGUAACCGGAGGGGAUGACAGUGAAGUCAGCAGCCCUCAGGAACAUCUGGAGAUGUCGGGAAACAGUCUGGUAUUCUGA
Messenger RNA from Nyctereutes procyonoides (raccoon dog), 1416 nucleotides. RefSeq names its product MAS related GPR family member X2 (gene MRGPRX2). Gene Ontology annotation, molecular function: G protein-coupled receptor activity. The record is from RefSeq and is a predicted model, not a curated record. NCBI's taxonomy places the organism in Eukaryota, Metazoa, Chordata, Mammalia, Carnivora, Canidae. Gene Ontology annotation, cellular component: membrane. Gene Ontology annotation, biological process: G protein-coupled receptor signaling pathway. The transcript is spliced from 4 exons. Bases 1 to 1416 code for a protein of 471 amino acids.